GGCAGCUGCUGUACGAGGCCGGCUUGCGAGAAGAGCUUCGGGAAAGGCGCGUGUCGGCAGCUUACUGGCGCAGCCUUGGCCGCUGCCGUCCCGCCCCGCCCCGGCCUCGUCGCAGGCGCCGUAGUGGAUGAAGCGCCGCCCGGGCCUGGGCAGGAAGGAGGACGCGAGAGGCGCGCGUGCCGCGACUGCGCGGCCUGUGACAGGGGUUUGCUGUAAAAUGGGACUUCUGAUUGUACUCAUUGGACUGUGGCUGUUCACCUCAGUAAAGGCAGAUUCAAAAGCCAUUACGACCUCUCUUACGACAAAAUGGUUUUCUACCCCAUUGUUGUUAGAAGCCAGUGAGUUUUUAGCAGAAGACAGUGAAGAGAAAUUUUGGAAUUUUAUAGAAGCCAGUCAGAAUAUUGGAUCAUCGGAUGAUCACGAUACUGAUUAUUCCUAUUAUCAUGCAAUAUUGGAAGCUGCAUUCCAGUUUCUGUCACCUCUACAGCAAAAUUUGUUGAAAUUUUGUCUGUCUCUUCGUUCGUACUCAGCUACAAUUCAAGCUUUCCAGCAGAUAGCUGCUGAUGAGCCUCCACCAGAAGGGUGUAAUUCAUUUUUUUCAGUGCAUGGGAAGAAGACUUGUGAUUUUGAUACCCUUGAGACCCUCGUACUAACGGCAUCGGAAAGACCCAAACCACUGUUGUUCAAAGGAGAUCACAGGUAUCCCUCAGCCAGCCCUGAAACCCCAGUGGUGAUUUUCUACUCUGAGAUUGGCUCUGAAGAGUUUUCUAAUUUCCACCGCCAACUUACAUCAAAAAGCAAUGCAGGCAAAAUCAAUUAUGUGUUCAGACAUUAUAUAUCUAAUCCCAGGGAAGAGCCCGUGUACCUCUCCGGCUAUGGUGUGGAAUUGGCCAUUAAGAGCACUGAGUACAAGGCCAAGGAUGAUACUCAGGUGCAAGGAACCGAGGUAAAUACCACAGUGAUUGGUGAAAAUGACCCUAUUGAUGAAGUUCAAGGAUUUCUCUUUGGAAAAUUAAGAGACCUGCACCCUGGUCUGAAGGGACAGUUGAAAGAACUCAGAAAACAUCUCGUGGAGAGCACCAAUGAAAUGGCCCCUCUAAAAGUCUGGCAGUUGCAAGAUCUAAGUUUCCAGACUGCUGCCCGAAUCUUGGCUGCUCCCGCGGAGCUGGCUUUGGUGGUUAUGAAGGAUCUCAGUCAGAAUUUUCCUACCAAAGCCAGAGCAAUAACAAAAACAUCUGUGAGUUCGGAACUGAGAACUGAAGUGGAAGAGAAUCAAAAGUAUUUCAAAGGAACUUUAGGAUUACAGCCUGGAGAUUCAGCUCUGUUCAUCAACGGACUUCAUAUUGAUUUAGAUACACAAGAUAUAUUCAGUUUAUUUGAUGUACUGAGGAAUGAAGCACGGGUCAUGGAGGGUCUGCACAGAUUGGGAAUUGAAGGCCUCUCUCUGCAUAACAUUUUGAAGCUGAACAUCCAGCCCUCGGAGGCCGACUAUGCGGUGGACUUCCGGAGUCCUGCCAUCUCAUGGAUCAACAACCUGGAAGUUGAUAGCAGAUACAAUUCGUGGCCUUCUACUCUACAAGAGUUGCUUCGGCCCACUUUUCCUGGUGUCAUCAGGCAGAUCAGAAAAAACUUACAUAACAUGGUUUUCAUAGUUGAUCCCGCUCAUGAGACCACAGCAGAGCUGAUUAACACAGCUGAAAUGUUCCUCAGUAAUCAUAUACCACUAAGAAUUGGUUUAAUCUUUGUGGUUAAUGAUGCUGAAGAUGUUGAUGGGAUGCAAGAUGCUGGAGUGGCUGUUCUUAGAGCAUAUAAUUAUGUCGCCCAAGAAAUGGAUGAUUAUCAUGCGUUCCAGACUCUGAUAAAUAUCUAUAACAAGGUGAGGACUGGAGACACGGUGAAAGUUGAACAUGUGGUCAGUGUCCUGGAGAAUAAGUAUUCCUACGUUGAAGUGAACAGCAUUUUGGGGAUUGAUUCAGCUUAUGACCAGAAUCGGAAGGAAGCAAGAGCCUACCAUCAGCAGACUGGGGUUGGUCCACUGCCUGUGGUUCUGUUCAAUGGAAUGCCACUUGAAAAGGAGCAGCUGGAUCCUGACGAGCUGGAAACCAUCACAAUGCACAAAAUCCUGGAAAGCACAACCUUCUUUCAAAGAGCAGUGUAUUUGGGUGAGCUGUCCCAUGAUCAGGAUGUGGUGGAGUAUAUCAUGAAUCAGCCAAAUGUUGUUCCACGGAUCAACUCGAGGAUAUUGACAGCUGAGCGAGAGUACCUGGAUUUAACAGCAACUAAUAACUUCUUUGUGGAUGAUUAUGCUAGGUUUACUGUCUUAGAUUCCCAAGGCAAGACUGCUGCUGUAGCCAACAGUAUGAACUAUUUGACAAAGAAAGGAAUGUCAUCCAAGGAAGUCUAUGAUGAUUCUUUUAUUAGGCCAGUUACUUUUUGGAUUGUUGGGGAUUUUGAUAGCCCUUCUGGAAGGCAGUUAUUGUAUGAUGCCAUCAAACAUCAGAAAUCCAGUAACAACGUUAGGAUAAGCAUGAUCAAUAAUCCUCAUGAAGAUAUAACUUAUGAGAACACUCGGAUCUCCAGAGCAAUCUGGGCAGCUCUCCAGACGCAGGCCUCCAACUCCGCCAAGAACUUCAUCACCAAAAUGGCCAAGGAAGAGACUGCCGAGGCCCUGGCCGCGGGUGCCGGCAUCGGAGACUUCUCUGUUGGGGGCAUGGAUUUCAGUCUUUUUAAAGAGGUCUUUGAAUCUUCCAAAAUGGAUUUCAUUUUGUCUCAUGCCAUGUACUGCAGGGAGGUUCUGAAGCUGAAGAAGGGACAGAGGGCAGUGAUCAGCAAUGGACGGGUCAUUGGGCCACUGGAGGAUCAUGAGCUCUUUAAUCAAGAUGAUUUCCACCUCCUGGAAAAUGUCAUCUUAAAAACUUCAGGACAGAAAAUAAAAUCUCAUAUUCAGCAGCUUCGGGUAGAAGAAGAUGUGGCCAGCGACUUGGUGAUGAAGGUGGGUGCCCUCCUCUCAGCCCAGCCGAAAGGAGAUGCACGAGUUGAAAACCAGUUCUUUGAAGACAGACACAGUGCAAUUAAACUGAGGCCGAAGGAAGGGGAGACGUACUUUGAUGUCGUGGCUGUCAUUGACCCUGUCACCAGAGAAGCACAGAGACUCGCCUCUUUGCUCUUGGUUUUGACUCAGCUGAUAAAUAUGAAUCUAAGAGUAUUUAUGAACUGUCAAUCAAAACUUUCCGACAUGCCUUUAAAAAGCUUUUACCGCUAUGUCUUAGAACCAGAGAUUUCUUUCACUUCAGACAAUAGCUUUGCUAAGGGUCCAAUAGCAAAAUUUUUGGAUAUGCCACAGUCUCCUCUCUUCACUCUGAAUUUGAACACACCUGAGAGUUGGAUGGUGGAAUCUGUCAGAACACCCUAUGAUCUUGAUAAUAUUUAUUUAGAAGAGGUGGACCGCGUAGUGGCUGCAGAGUAUGAGCUGGAGUACCUGUUACUAGAGGGUCACUGCUAUGACGUUACCACGGGCCAGCCCCCACGAGGACUGCAGUUUACCUUAGGGACCUCAGCCCGCCCAGUCGUUGUUGACACCAUUGUGAUGGCCAAUCUGGGAUACUUUCAAUUAAAAGCCAACCCAGGAGCUUGGAUUCUCAGACUUAGGAAGGGACGCUCUGAAGAUAUUUAUAGAAUCUACAGCCACGAUGGCACAGAUUCUCCUCCUGACGCUGAUGAUGUGGUUGUCGUCCUCAACAACUUCAAGAGCAAAAUUAUUAAAGUGAAGGUUCAGAAGAAGGCGGACAUGGUGAAUGAGGACUUGCUGAGUGAUGGAACUAGUGAGGAUGAAUCUGGAUUUUGGGACUCCUUCAGGUGGGGCUUUACGGGAGGACAGAAGACUGAGGAAGCAAAACCAGAGAAAGAUGACAUAAUUAAUAUUUUCUCCGUUGCGUCUGGUCAUCUGUAUGAAAGAUUUCUUCGCAUAAUGAUGCUCUCAGUGCUGAAGAAUACCAAGACUCCUGUGAAAUUCUGGUUCUUGAAGAAUUAUUUGUCCCCUACGUUUAAGGAGUUUAUACCUUACAUGGCAAAUGAGUAUAAUUUCCAGUAUGAGCUUGUUCAGUACAAAUGGCCCCGGUGGCUCCAUCAGCAGACCGAGAAGCAGCGCAUCAUCUGGGGCUAUAAGAUCCUCUUCCUGGAUGUGCUUUUCCCUCUCGUUGUUGACAAAUUCCUGUUUGUGGAUGCUGAUCAGAUUGUACGAACAGAUCUAAAAGAGUUACGAGAUUUCAAUUUGGAGGGUGCUCCUUAUGGUUAUACUCCUUUCUGUGACAGCCGAAGAGAAAUGGAUGGCUACAGGUUCUGGAAGUCAGGGUACUGGGCCAGUCACUUAGCUGGGAGAAAGUAUCAUAUCAGUGCACUGUAUGUCGUGGACCUGAAGAAGUUCAGGAAAAUAGCUGCUGGUGACAGACUUAGGGGACAGUACCAGGGUCUGAGUCAGGAUCCCAAUAGCCUUUCUAAUCUUGACCAGGAUUUGCCCAAUAACAUGAUCCAUCAGGUGCCAAUUAAAUCCCUCCCUCAAGAAUGGCUCUGGUGUGAGACGUGGUGUGACGAUGCCUCCAAGAAAAGGGCAAAGACCAUCGAUUUGUGUAAUAAUCCAAUGACCAAGGAGCCGAAGCUGGAAGCAGCUGUGCGAAUUGUACCAGAGUGGCAGGACUAUGACCAGGAAAUCAAACAGCUGCAGGUCCGCUUUCAGAAGGAGAAGGAGUCAGGAGCACUGUAUGAAGAGAGGAAGACAAAAGAACCAAGCCGAGAAGGCCCUCAGAAACACCAAGAAUUAUGAUCUCUGGAGAAGGAUAGGAAAUGACACCUUUUGAAAAACGGUUUUUAUAUGAAAUGCUAGUUUUUUCUGAUCUGUCUACACAACUGCUGAUGAACUGCCGGGCGGGUGUGCCACACCUUCUGAUUCCAAGAGUUUGGUUUUGACUUCUGCACACCGGUGGGCUCUGAGCUGGGGCGUCAUGGCUCCAGUGGGUUUGUACCCCCAAGGAGGACUCCACAGAGCCACUUCCUCACCGGAGAGGAGAGUGGCAGCAGCAGGUGGAAGACAGUGAGUACCUUGGAGCUCACUCCCACUGCCCUGUCAGGGAGGCAGGCCAGCGGAGCCUUCGCGUCCUUCCUUACCUCAGUUUUACCUGGCAGCAGAAUGUGGUCUGCAGCCUGCAAAAGCUUUGUCCACAGGUUCCAGGAACUGUGAGGUCAAUGCCAGCACAUCCUUCGUGCCCCUCGUGUGUUCUCUUCCCAAGUCAAAAUGCAACCAGCUGAUCCUGUGUCUUCAGGGUAGGCUCGGCACAGCAGCUCAGCUAAAUUAACGUGGGGACAUGAUGAAGGGGAGUGGUUGGGGUGAAGGUAGGGAAAAUAUUUCAGCCAGUGGGGAUGGGGGAAGACCAGAAACCGGCUGUUUUCUUCUAUAACCACCAGUUCCAUUGUGAUUAACUCGAAAGGAAAACCGAUUCCUGUUCCCCACCAAGCCCGGGGAACUCUUCAGGUAACUGGUAACAGUUUUGUAUUUGGGAAAGCCUUUGCUUUUCCCCCCACCUUCUUAAGAGAUGCCUGUUGGUGAUUUCUUUAUUGGACACAGCCACACUGAGCUCCCCUCAUCUGCCCAUCGUGGGUGCUCCAAGGUGACCCUCGGGAAGGUCACUGGGAUCCUUUGCUCACUCCUCCCCUAGAGGACUCUCUCAGACACCAGAGUUGGCUUUGGUUCCUCUGCACAGUAACUCUCAGAUGUAAGAUCAGGCAAGAUCCUGACUGUGGGAUUAAUGUUUGUGUAGGUGGUUCUGUGUUCCUUUCAAUUCAGCGCUUCGGGUUGCCUUUGGUUGCAAAAAUUGCCUGGGGUCUCCCGUUCUGCACCAGCCUUUCCUGGUGAGUGGGCAGUGCUGGGCAGCCACCACGGCUGAGGCUUCCGGUGAGCUGUGCUCCUGAGCUGCCUGGAGCUCGGGCAUCCUUCCACGUCAGUGCCCUGAGCAGCAGGACACUAACGUGGAAUGUCACCUGCCUUUGGGGACGCUCAGUUUUUUCUUUCAUAUUUUGCCUGUUUUUAAAAACACAAGGUGGGGGGUAGUGUAAAUAGAUAGCUCUUGCUCUUUUAAACUGGAUAAGAUACCAAUUUGCAAUCUUUUUAAAAAUUCAAAGUCUCAUCACUAAUAUCAAGUAAUUUAUUUUUCUCAUUUUCAAAUGCAAGCAUUAGCUUAGUAGCCUCCCAGUCAAUCUGAAGGAGCUUUUGACUUUGCUGUCAUAGUUCCAUUAAAAAUCAGAGGUGGGAGGAAGCUUAAAAGAGAAUUAGGUGAAUUGAUCGGAGAUGCAGAAGGUCCAGGUGACCCUUGGAGGCACUGCUGUUGGCAAAGGCCGUAGCCUGACUCCCCUGCCCUGCCCUCCUGAGGGAGAGCAUCAGUGAGAUGAAGAGCGUUUUGUCAGGCUUCAGCUUCAGAUCUAAUUAAGCCUUCAGAGAGCCUUCUGCUGCUGCCGCUUUCAGAGUAGGAAAUACGUCCUUGGGGCGUGUCUUUCCACCAGCUCUCCUGUGCAUAUCCCACAGAAGGGUUGUCUGGAGCACGCCGCGUUCUCUGCCGUGUGCUUUCCAGUGUCUGUCACCGCCCUGGGUGCAGGUCUAGGCCCUUCCUCCUCCCGCCAGUCCUCCUCCUCUUGGUUCAUGUGGCAUAAGCACCUUCCAAAUUCAUCCUAAAGCCCUAGGAAAUGAUGUUAUCACUAAAAUCUGGUCUGGGUCAGCUUUAUGGCGUCUCUACAUAGGAAAGCAUAUUGUGACAGAUGAGGUAGGUGAGACAAAUUUCUUUCCAAGAAGCAAGAAUUGAUUGCACUGAAUGUUCUCCUUAUGGAAACUGUUUGCAUUGGGUUCAGUUUUUAACCAUCAUUUAUAUGUAAUGGAUUUGUUGUUCUUUUAUGCUGUACUAGAAAAUUUUGUCUGAAUAAGGCAGAGUGAUGUGAAAUAAUGUCUCUCAAAAUGAAGUGAGACAUUGUAAGCCUGUGUUUAUGUUCUGUGAACAGUGGCGUUUGAUUGGGAUCGGGAUCUGUCCCCACAGCCUGCUGAUGGGCCAUGGGCAUGCCUCUGCCACAGGCUCUGCUGUGUCUGCGUUUGGCUUUAAAAUCAUUCUGAAUACAAUGUUAGCUCUCCACAUAAUUGAUAAAGGUUCUCCUCUCCCAAAAUGUUGCAUUUCAUACUGAACCCGUGAAUGUUUGCGUGGUUACUAAGUGCACAAAAGCAUUGUGCUGCACUCAUACAUUUCAGGAUCUCAUUUCUUGGGAGAGCAAAGAUUUUGAGGGUAUUAAGGGACAGUUUCCAUGAAUGGAGCUAAAUUUACUCUGCUGUCCUUAAGUCCUCAUGUUUAUGAACCUUGUUAGGGCUAUGCCAGAAUUAACGUUUAUCUGGCUGUUAGGUCUGAGAGUCCCUGAGCAGCAGGACACUGAACAAAGACUGAAAGAGCUGUGUGUGUGUGUGUGUGUGUGUGUGUGUGUGUGUGUGUGUGUGUGUGUGUGUGUGUGUGUGUGCAAUUUUCAGAAGAGGCUGGCCAAGGUGAGAGGGUGGAAGGAAACCCCAUGCCUUAUUGGAACAGGUCAGAUGCCACCCCUAUAGCAAUGAGUAUAAAAGGACUCUUCUCUCCCACCCUGCCCCUGACUAAAUUUAGGUACUCGAAAGCAGUCCUUUUCCAAAGUUGCCAUGGUUAACUUGGUCUGAAUGGUUAAGAGAAACAAACACAAGAGUUACAUGGGAAUAUCUAGCAUAUUUUUCUGAAUAAAAUAUUAGUACUACUGUAUCAGAUUUCAUGGAUAUGUAAAAGCAUUGACAAAGCCACCUGAUGGAAACCUUCCCUUGGUAAUGAAAAAUGGAGGGUGAAUUAUGUGCAGUUAUUUAAAUAUAUAUUCCAUUGUUGUGCAGUUUUAAUGAAUUUUUUAUGGACUUGACUUCUUGGGGGCAUUUUGUGGGAUGAUUGGAGUUAAAUGUAGCUUGUCAUGUGUCUAGUAGGGUGACACUUUUCAUUCAAAUCAUGCUUUCCAUCUUGAUUCAGUGAGGAAACAAUCUUGAUCAGGACUUUGGUAAUUAUCUGGCUGAAAUCAGGCAAAUUAGACUUGAUUAAUAGUUACUGAUAUUUCAAAGUGUCUGGGAGACACAGAUUCCUCCCUCAUUAUUUGGUGUUUGAUUUCUGUACCUAAUACAGACGCUGCUACUCAUUGACCCGGAAGGGGCCAGGCGGCCCCCUCACCCCUUCUGAGUGGCAGUGGGUUGGUGAUUGCAGGAGAGGUGCCCUCUCCCUCAGGGCAUCAUUGAGUGCUGCCGCUUUAUAAAAACAAAUCGCAAGAUCAGUUUCAGGCAGCUCCAUAAAGUUUCAACUUCGUGGUAAAGAUUUUGCAAGCAAGAGGCCACCUUGUGACUUUCUCAACUACCUAGCAAUGCAGAUGCCAAAUGUGGAAGAUUUAAGUAGGACAUAAGCAAGGGUAUGGAGCUGAGGCCUUCAUCCCACCUAUACUAUAUGCUUUACCUUGUUUGUUGCCCUUUCGAUUUCCAGAAAAUGCCGUAAUUCCUUCUUUAUACAAAAAAUGUCGCAGAAUGUAUUAACCUAAGGUUGAUAAUUUGAGGACAAAAGAUUAUCAGGUACCAUGUUUUCCAAUCAUUUAUCCCUGGUAAUAAGAAAGUAAAUGUAAAAACAGGGAAAUGUUCAUUUUUAAAGAAAUGACGUACUUCAAAAGACCUUUAUAAAUAUUCUCUUACUGUAAUCCUGUCCUGUUAAGAGCGACAUAGUGCCCAGGUGCUGCCCCUUGCUUGGGAACGAACGUAAGAGUUUUAAAUGUCUGCAGAAUCCUCUGCAGCAGAACUGAAUUGAGAAUGAACUUCCUGGUACUGUAAUGAUAAUAAGGUCUGCUCAAUACAAUAAACUUUUUCUUCUCUUCUGUAAA
Molecule: messenger RNA, 8943 nt
Organism: Choloepus didactylus (southern two-toed sloth)
Lineage: Eukaryota; Metazoa; Chordata; Mammalia; Pilosa; Megalonychidae
Gene: UGGT1
Product: UDP-glucose glycoprotein glucosyltransferase 1
Exons: 41
Coding region: 128-4819 (1563 amino acids)
Cellular component (GO): endoplasmic reticulum
Molecular function (GO): UDP-glucose:glycoprotein glucosyltransferase activity
Source: RefSeq, a predicted model, not a curated record